AUGCCGUCGAAUCUACCAUCGAGUUUCGCCUCAGCCGCCGCUGGACAGAACUCGCAACGCGAUGGACGAAACAACAACAGUGGAGAGUGGUCUAGAACUGGUCGGCCUAAUGGAACGUUAACCUUUCGAAGACCCUCGACCACUCCCAGCCAGUCCAUCAGCAGCCAGCCGGCCCCUGCCGACGCUGUUCAGUCUCUUGGCACGACUGUGGAGUCAACCCAACGCAGAUAUACGAAAGAAGAAUUGCUGAACAUUUACGAGUCCGCUCCUUCAGCAGAUGUGUCUUCCUUAUUCGUGCAAGGCUGGAAUCCGGGUCACGUUAAUGGGAGUAACACGGCAACUCGCGGUUGGGGCAAAAGUGGCGAAUCUCAUGUCCAGCCACAAGAGCCGGACCUUUGUUGGGAUCCUGCCUCUGCCAGCAUACCAAGCGGUCUCCGGGAGAUGACAGAAGACGAGCGCGAUCUGUUUACGACCGAUGUCAAUUCGCCCGUUAAGCCGCCGCCUCAAAACAAGGACGGGAAUGCCUUGAAUGGAGGACGUAAGACGUCUGUCAGCCACGGUGCUUCCCUAGCCUCUCCCUCGUCUGCCUCUAGGCCAGGAACCAGGCGACGUGAGACGACGGACACUAACCCGUAUUCUGGUGGAGGGGGACUAACCUCGCCUACCUCGGCGACGCGAGAAGGGGGUUCGUUUUGGCUUCGAAAGAGCGAUGCGAAGGACGCCAUGUUUGAAGAACCCGAAGGAGACGCCCAACCACGUGAACCCGCACCGGGACAGAACUCCCCGCAUCCCUUUGCUGGCCUGGUACGCAACAACACCGCCACAGGUGUCUCGGGUCUUGCAAACGCCUCCUCUCUGUGGGGAUCCUCUGGCGCGACAAACUCACCAGCCUCGGCCCUGGGUAGCUUCGGAAAUUUUGCUCUGCCUGGUUCCUCUGCCAUUGGCGACAAACGUCCUGGAGGCCCGUCUCGCCUUGCCCGCUUGAUCCCAAAGGAUAGCAAUGAUAAUAUGGCGGGUCGAGGCAGUGAGCCAUCAUCAGCGGUUGAUCCCAGGGCCCCUUGGCGUCCCCGUCAGCGCACUGAUACCGAUCCGUUCGCUGGCGAAGAAAAUCUAUCAGGCAGUGCUGUGUUGGGCGGCGCGCAGGACACCAGUCCUCCGCCAACUCAGCGUGCCACUCUGUUCGAUACUCCCGUCAAAGGAUCGGCUAGCGAGUUUGGAAUGUCCGGCCUGAAUCUUGGUGGCGCAUUGGAUAAUGAGCCGCUGAGCCCUUCCGAGACCAAUCCCUACCGAAGCCCGCCUGGAGAACGUGGUGCAACCGAGGAGGGUAAUGAAGGCGCCCAAGGCCAUGGCUUGGGACUUGGCGGUUCAGACCAUGUUUCUGCCUUCGGUGCUGGCGGUUUCCCUCGCCCCUUUGGUCAAGCUGCAUUCGAGGGUAGUGACCGAAGUCAGACUUCCAGCGUGGGUGCGAAGCCUCUGCCACCAAUUAGCACUCUUAGUGGUUGGCCCACUUCUGCCACUCCUGACCGUGAACGCAACCCCUUCGGCAAUGCUUUUGGAAAUUCCCUCUUUUCGCCAAUGGGUGAUCUCCAUUCUCCAAGUCUGGGCAACUUGAGCGGUGUUUUCGGCCCUGUUAGUAGCACUGGACUUCCUGGUUCUGGAUCCAUUGGCCGAGGCAGCAAACUGGGAUCUCUCUUCCCCCCGGCGAUGCAGUCGCAAAUGGCAAAUCAAGACAACGAAAGCCUGGCCGACUCAAUUCCCGAUGUUCGAAUGAACACCAACCCGCUUGGUGCCAUCGGCCGCAAUGCCUUCGGAGAACCCAGCCGCAACACUGAUUCUCCAAUCGGAACUGGUCGUGGUGGUUUCGGUGAUUUGUUCAACCCCGAUAACGCUCGGUCUGCUGUCACUUCGGAAGCUCUGGCUGGUGGUAUUUCGGCUGUUGCCCAACCCCAGGGUUUCCCGCAAACUACGGGCACCCCUUUCAGCGGCAAUCCUAUCGCAGAGCCUCCUUCGGCCCAACCCCGGAGCAUGGUUAUGCCCGAUCGGAUGCGAUGGGUCUAUCUCGAUCCCCAAGGUCACCAGCAGGGUCCGUUUACCGGUCUCGAGAUGAAUGACUGGUACAAGGCCAACUUCUUCACUGCUGACUUGCGCGUAAAGCGAGUUGAAGACCCCGAGUUUGAGCCACUGGGUCAGCUUAUUAGGCGUAUUGGCAAUUCUCGUGAGCCAUUCCUUGUCCCCAUGAUGGGCAUUCCUCAUGGGCCACCCGCACCGGCUGGGCCUUUCUCUCCAAGUGCAGGAGGUGGCAUUGUACCGCCCCUGAACGGCGUGUUUCCCCAGUUUGGCCGCACGUUGACUGCGCAGGAGCAAAAUGACCUCGAGAGACGCAAGCAGGAAGAGCAGUAUAUGAUGGCGCAGCACCGAGAUUUACUGUCCAAUCAGCAGCGUCUUGCAAGAGUUCAGCUGCAAGGUCAUCCAGGACUGCAUCACCACUCCAGCGCUCACAGCUUGCAGAGUCAGCCCAGUUUUGGUAGUAUCAACUCGCCCAUCGCAAUGCCUCCGCAGCCCCCUAUUGGCUCUGUUGGGGGCGCUGGUCCUUUUUUGGGGGCAAACACGCAGCAGUCAAACAUGGCUCCCGGUGCCUCCAGCCACAUCAUUAGUGAUAUGUUUCGUGACGAAGAGCUGAAUGCUCGUGCCCCCGGCCCAAUCGGAUCUGUUCCUUCCCAAGCUCCUGUUGGCAGUUCAUCGAUGGAGUCCUUUCGUGCCCGUCUCCCGCAGACGCAGGAACUUCUAGAGGACGACGAAGGCUUUCGCGGAAGACUGGAAGAGUUUGAGCAACUUCGUGCACAGCACGAUGCUCAAGCCGAGCAGACACGUGCUGCUCUCGACAACCAAUCUUCCAGCGACUCUGUGGCAGCAUCUAGUCCUCCCACCCAGCCCAAAGAGACUGUAUCUGCCAAGGAGGUGACCCAAAAGCAGGAUGACAAGGACAUGGCCCCAGAAGCAGCAGCAAGUCCCAUUGACGAGCAGACUGAGCAAGCACACGCAAUCGCUGCGGCUCGUUUGAGUGGUUUACCCAUGCCAUUCCCUCCUCCGCAAUCCUCAACCCCUCUGCCUGCUCCCGCUCCUCAACGCGUCAAGUCCAACUUGCCUGAGCAGUAUGCUACUAGCUCGCGAUCCGAGACUCCCGAGAACGUGACUCAGCCGCCUCCUUUGGCUCCUUGGGCCAAGGAUCCUGCUUCUGAAGCUCCCCGUGGACCAAGCCUGAAGGAAAUCCAGGAAGCAGAGGCCAAGAAGGCUGCCAAGGCUGAAGAGGCUGCUGCUGCUGCUCGCCGUAUUAUGGCAGAACAGGAAGCUGCUAGAGAGCGCGAGAAGAUGGCUGCACUUGCUUCGGGUCUGCCUACCACCAGCACUUGGGGAACGUCGUCUCCAGCCUCCGCCACCAGCCCAUGGACUAUGCCGGCAGCCUCCAAGGGUCCCGCGCCGGGCACGACCCCAACCACGCUAGCUGCCGAGAAGAAGAAGACCUUGGCUGAUAUUCAGCGCGAGGAGGAAGCCCGUAAGAACAAGGCUCGAGAGAUUGCUGUUCAGUCGGGCGCUGCUUCUAGUGCUAAGAGAUAUGCAGACCUCGCCAGCAAGCCGAAUGCAUCAUCGCCCACACCGACCUCUCUGAGUGCUACCCCGGCCGCGGUGACCGGUGCUGGCUGGGCUACCGUCGGUGCUGGCGGCAAAGUCAAGGUCCCUACCGGACCGGCUGUGCAGUCUCGUUCUGUUAGUUCCAGCAACAUCAAGCCCGCCGUUGCUCCUGCCCCUGCUGCCCGUCCCAUUUCCAAGCCAUCGGCCAACACGUCGCGCAACGAGGCCAUGGAUGAGUUCACCAAAUGGGUUCAAGGACAAUUGCUGAGGGGCGGUGUCGCUGAAGUUGAUGUUUACACGCAGACAUUACUCGAGUUUCCCGCUGAAGCUAGUACUAUCGCGGAUGUUGUCUACGAGAUCUCCAAGACCAUGAAUGGUCGAGAGUUUGCAAACGAGUUCAUUCGUCGCAAGAAGCUUGCUGAAAAGGGUGUCUUUGAGAAGCAAGGAUCUGUCGAGGUGCCUUUGCAGCCGACUGGUGGCUGGAAUGAGGUGGCCAAGAAGAACCCUCACAAGGAGAACAACGGCAACUCGAUCCCUUCUGACUUCAAGGUCGUCCCUGCUCGCAAGAAGGGCAAGAAAUAA
This is a messenger RNA of Pestalotiopsis fici W106-1, 4212 nucleotides long. RefSeq lists its product as uncharacterized. The transcript has 3 exons. The record is from RefSeq and is a predicted model, not a curated record. NCBI's taxonomy places the organism in Eukaryota, Fungi, Ascomycota, Sordariomycetes, Amphisphaeriales, Sporocadaceae. Bases 1 to 4212 code for a protein of 1403 amino acids. Gene Ontology annotation, molecular function: protein binding.